Molecule: messenger RNA, 1095 nt
Organism: Coniosporium apollinis CBS 100218
Lineage: Eukaryota; Fungi; Ascomycota; Dothideomycetes
Exons: 3
Coding region: 1-1095 (364 amino acids)
Molecular function (GO): catalytic activity; iron-sulfur cluster binding
Source: RefSeq, a predicted model, not a curated record
AUGUUCGUGCUCCCACUCAAGCGAUUUUCUCGAGGUACGGCUAGCAAGACACGAUGCUGGCCGCGGAGUGUCCUUCCUCAGCCAACACGCCGGGCACUCCAUCUGGCCCCGCCGUUUCUUCUGGACGAUUAUAUCCCCAGAUAUCACCUCAUCUCAUCACUUGAUGCCGCUCGUAAACGGUCUGAGGCAUACGCCCAUCUGCGCAAUUGCAACCUCUGCCCGCGGCUCUGCGGAGUCAAUCGGUACGAGAAGACCGGUACCUGUCUCAUCGGAGUCAAUGUUCUCUGCAAUGUGAUUGCCCCACACUUCGGCGAGGUAGAGCCAUGCAUUCAAGGCCACAACGGGUCCGGCUCUGUCUUCUUCUCGGGCUGCAACCUCCGCUGCGUCUUCUGCCAGAACCAUGACAUCGCACACCAGCGUAACGGUUUCGAACUUACGCCUGAAGAGCUCGCAGAAUGGUACAUGAAGCUGCAAGAGAUCGGCGGUUGCCAUAACAUCAACCUUGUUACGCCGGAACAUGUCGUUCCGCAAGUCGUACUCUCGAUCCUACACGCACGAGAUCUGGGCUUACGGAUACCCAUCAUCUAUAACACGUCCUCCUUCGACUCCCUAGACUCGCUGAGGCUACUGGAUGGACUCGUAGAUAUCUAUCUGCCGGACUUCAAGGUCUGGAAAGACAGCACCUCGAAGCGGUUACUGAAGGCCGAUAAUUACACCUCCGUGGCCAUGGAGAGCAUCAAAGCCAUGCAUGCCCAAGUCGGUGAUCUCUGCUUCACGCCUGACGGGAUUGCAAAGAAGGGCGUGCUGGUGAGGCAUUUGGUCAUGCCUGGCAAGGAGGAUGAAGGACGAGAAAUUGUCAAGUGGCUCGCGGAGAACGUAUCCAAGGACAUCUUCGUGCAUAUCAUGGAGCAGUACCACCCACGAGCGCAUGUUGGGAAGCCUAAGCGCACGACUGGAAAGAAUGAGAAAAUCCGGUAUGGGGACAUCAACCGGCCUGUGAGCAUGCAGGAAGUUUCUAGUGUAAAAGAGGCGGCAAUAGAUGCAGGCCUGUGGAGGUUUGUGGAGGCCGCAGAGCAUGGGGGCUUCAAUAUCUGA